Molecule: messenger RNA, 2160 nt
Organism: Dovyalis caffra
Lineage: Eukaryota; Viridiplantae; Streptophyta; Magnoliopsida; Malpighiales; Salicaceae
Source: the annotation of a GenBank genome assembly
AUGGAGUAUGUUUCAGAGAAGAGAUUUCCUGUCAGUGCAAAUGAUUACAAGUUAUAUGAAGAAGUUGGUGAAGGUGUCAGCGCUACUGUGUAUAGGGCUCUCUGCAUUCCGCUUAAUCAGAUAGUUGCUAUUAAGGUUCUUGAUCUGGAAAAGUGCAAUAAUGAUCUGGAUGGUAUCCGGCGGGAGGUACAGACAAUGAACUUGAUUGAUCAUCCAAAUGUAUUACAAGCACAUUGCUCUUUCACCACUGGGCAUAGCCUUUGGGUGGUGAUGCCAUACAUGGGUGGGGGUUCAUGCCUUCAUAUAAUGAAAUCUGCUUACCCAGAAGGUUUUGAAGAGCCUGUCAUUGCCACAUUAUUGCGCGAGACUCUCAAAGCUCUUGUUUAUCUCCAUGCACAUGGGCACAUCCACAGGGAUGUUAAGGCUGGCAACAUUUUAAUUGAUUCUGAUGGCUCAGUGAAGUUAGCAGACUUCGGAGUGUCAGCAUGCAUGUUUGACACUGGAGAUAGGCAACGCUCCAGAAAUACUUUUGUUGGCACUCCUUGCUGGAUGGCUCCUGAAGUUAUGCAGCAAUUGCAUGGAUAUGACUUUAAAGCAGAUAUCUGGUCAUUUGGGAUAACAGCCCUUGAACUUGCUCAUGGCCAUGCUCCCUUUUCCAAGUAUCCACCGAUGAAAGUUUUGCUGAUGACCUUACAAAAUGCACCUCCAGGGCUCGACUAUGAAAGAGACAAGAGAUUUUCAAAGUCAUUUAAAGAGCUGGUAGCCGCUUGCUUAGUGAAGGAUCCAAAGAAACGACCCACGUCAGAAAAGCUAUUGAAGCACCAUUUCUUUAAGCAUGCACGCCCUCAUGAAUAUCUUGCUCGGACCAUUCUUGAUGGUCUUUCUCCUUUAGGGGAACGUUUUAAGAUGCUGAAGGCAAAAGAGGCUGAUCUUCUUGUGCAGAAUAAGGCUCUCUAUGGGGAUAAAGAGCAAAUAUCACAGGUGCAAGAGUACAUAAGAGGAAUCAGUGCCUGGAAUUUCAACCUAGAAGAUUUAAAAAGUCAAGCUGCCCUUAUUCAGGAUUAUGAUUGCAUGUCAAAUGCAGAAGAUCCAUAUUUGAGCGGGAGACAAAUGGACAGGUGCGACGAUGUUGGGUUUCCUGCUGAAAAGCUGCCCACCAAAAGCACUAAUCAUUCGAUUGCUGCUCCUAGUCAUGAGGAUGGGUUCAAUGAUCAUGAUUUGGAGAGUUCACUCUCUUCAUUUCCUGUUAAACCUCUUCAAGCACUUAAAGGUUGUUUUGAUGUUGGUGAGGAGGAUGUGGGUUCAACUAGUCCAAAUUGGAAAGGUAAUUCGCAAACAGAAUGUGAACAGCAGGUUCUUACGGAGUUGUCACCUAGUGCCAUGGACCAAGAAAGCGAAAGAAACGAGGGUGAGAAUUCUGGGCGAAGUAGUUCUUUACCACGUCAUGUCAUUUCUGAGCAUAAAUUAUUUUUGAGUGGUCCAUUAUUGCCAGAUAAUGCCUUUUCUCCAAAAAGGUUAUUGGCGAUGAAAACAGCAGAUCUGUGGCUGAUUAACAUGAUUAGUAAUCUGCAAGAAAUGGAAAAUGAGCUGAAAAGAGUUGGAUUACUGGAUAUUCUACAGCCAAAGUACAAGUCGGAGAGAAACUAUAGUGGUCCAUUGUAUCGACAGAAGAGGGAUACCAAUAACCCUUCAUCUGUGGAGGAUGCAUCAGAAGGAGCAGUUGUCCAACGCAAGGGACGCUUCAAAGUCACUUCAGCUGAUCUCAGCCCUAAGGGUCCUACGAACUGCUAUUUCAACCCAAUUUGUGGAGGUUCAACUUCUGCAACAACAUCAAACCUCGCUGCUUCCUCGGUUCUCCCAUCAUUGCAAUGUAUUCUGCAGCAGAACGCCUUGCAAAGGGUAGAAUCAAGUGAGGCAGCCACUAAUGACCUUUUGCAGAUAUCUCCUCCUUUGACGAGGGAGAGGGAGCUGGAGGCUCAGGUGAUUAGUCUACAUCAGAGUGUUGGAAGCCUCUUGGACGAAUUGCAGAAACAGAAAAUGAAAAAUGUUCAGUUUAGUCGACCUUCCACCAUUCGAUUAUCUUCUUAUGAUCAUUUAGGGUUUUACUACCACAAUUUUCUAAAUGGAUUGUUUGCUCAAAUGCUUCAAGCCAGAGUUUAA